UUUAUCCGAGAGUUGAGAGAUAAAGAUCGCCGGCGUUUCGAAGAGGAGGAGAGAGAGAGAGAGAGAAUGGCGGAGAUGAAGUGUGUGGGAGUAGUUGGUGCAGGACAGAUGGGCUCAGGAAUCGCGCAACUAGCCGCCACAAACGGUCUCGAAGUUUGGCUUAUGGACGCUGAUCGUGAUGCGCUCACUCGAGCCACCGCAGCUAUAUCCUCCUCCGUGAAACGUUUCGUCUCCAAAGGUCUAAUCUCCAAGGAAGCUGGUGAUGAUGCUAUGCGUCGUCUACAUUUAACAUCCGAUAUUCAAGAUUUGUCUUCUGCUGAUAUAAUCGUUGAAGCCAUUGUGGAAUCUGAAGACAUUAAGAAGAAGUUGUUCAAGGAUCUAGAUGGUUUAGCUAAGAGUUCUGCAAUUUUAGCUUCUAAUACAAGUUCUAUCUCCAUUACUCGCCUUGCAUCCGCAACUAAAAGACCUAGCCAGGUCAUUGGAAUGCACUUUAUGAACCCUCCUCCUAUAAUGAAACUGGUUGAGAUCAUUCGCAGUGCGGAUACCUCAGAAGAGACGUUUAUUGCUACAAAAUCCCUGGCUGAAAGGUUUGGCAAGACAACAGUUUGCUCACAAGACUACGCAGGAUUCGUCGUCAACCGUAUCCUCAUGCCCAUGAUCAACGAAGCUUUCUACACACUUUACACAGGUGUGGCUACAAAGGAAGACAUUGACAACGGAAUGAAACACGGCACAAACCACCCUAUGGGUCCCCUGGAAUUAGCGGACUUAAUCGGUUUAGACGUGUGCUUGUCUGUGAUGAAAGUUCUACAUCAGGGACUUGGAGACAUAAAGUACGCACCUUGUCCUCUACUUGUUCAAUACGUUGACGCUGGAAGGUUAGGUAGAAAACGAGGAAUGGGAGUUUAUGAUUACCGUAAAGCUACACAAAAGCCAUCUCCUCGGCUCUGAGAAAGCAAGUCAACCCAAAAAAAAUAAGAACAGUAAAUGCUUUGUGGGCUAGUGUCUUUUUUCUUUCUUUGUUUCUUGGUAGAUAUGAAGUCACCGGUCAGCAUAAGUGACCUUGUGUUGUAAUCUUAAUAUGUACUUCAAAGUGCAGCUUAAACUAAUUAAUAUAAAGAGUUGUUAUCA
Capsella rubella is the source of this 1131-nucleotide messenger RNA. Its product is annotated as 3-hydroxybutyryl-CoA dehydrogenase. The record is from RefSeq and is a predicted model, not a curated record. NCBI's taxonomy places the organism in Eukaryota, Viridiplantae, Streptophyta, Magnoliopsida, Brassicales, Brassicaceae. The coding region runs from base 67 to 951 and encodes 294 amino acids. Gene Ontology annotation, biological process: fatty acid metabolic process. The transcript is spliced from 4 exons. Gene Ontology annotation, molecular function: oxidoreductase activity, acting on the CH-OH group of donors, NAD or NADP as acceptor; NAD+ binding.